This is a messenger RNA of Apis cerana (Asiatic honeybee), 18373 nucleotides long. RefSeq names its product tipE homolog 1 phospholipid transfer protein (gene Teh1). Gene Ontology annotation, biological process: regulation of sodium ion transport. Lineage: Eukaryota; Metazoa; Arthropoda; Insecta; Hymenoptera; Apidae. The record is from RefSeq and is a predicted model, not a curated record. Gene Ontology annotation, molecular function: sodium channel regulator activity. Gene Ontology annotation, cellular component: plasma membrane.
GCGCGCCUGGAACCCCGCCCUGUCGCUUCGGACGAAAGCUUGUCCCGUCGAGGACUCUCGUUCGAGUUUCGACGAGUAGUCACGCUUUAACUCGCGAUCCGCGAGGCGGAUGCUACCCCGGAACGCGAGUCGCAGGUGCAGGUGUGACCGAUGUAACACGAGCAUUAAAAUCCACUCCGAUCCUAGCUCCUGCACCCUGUGCCGGAUAUCCGUCGCGUGACCCUGCCGAAGACGUGGUUUCGAAACCGGUGACGAGGGAGCCAGGAGGCAGGUGCAGGUGUCAGGGUGUCGUCGUCGUUAGGUGUCUUUGUGUUUCAUCUUGCUUUUUCCUGGCAUUCGUCUUGCCACGUUUCGAUACGCGAUUCAUCCGAUUGGUUAGAUAGUCGACCCCUUUGGACACUUGUGGAUCGAAGCUCGCGUAGGAGUAACAUGGUGAUAGGUGUAUUUUGACCACGGUGGUAGGUGGAACGUGUCGAGGAUUUCUCGAUCAGAAAAGAUAUCGCUAUUUUGGAUACACGCCUUCGCUUGUUCGGAUUGACUUAGGUAAACAACGGUGUGACACCGAUCAACUCGGAGAUUUCUAGGUCAACAAGCAGCGGCCAGAGGCAACCAGUUGCGGGUGUAUCGUUCUUGUAACCCAAGCCAGCGGGAAACUGUGAGCUCUUUGUCGCGUGAAAGAAAAGAGAGGAGUUCGUCGAUCAUUGGCGAUAAUCUAAUAGAGGUUAAUAAGAGUCUCGGAUAUUCUGAAGGAUUUAUACGAGAAGAGUCGAGAGGAAAGAGCGAAAGAAACAACUAGAAGAAGAUCUAGUCUUUCGUUAGAAAGAUCGCGAUUUAAUUACGGUUACGGUUAUUGAUGCGAAGGAACAGAAGCAAGAAAAUUUCGAUCAAUUCUGGAUAACCGACUCGACGUUCCGAGCGGGUCUCCUGUUGAUUAUACGCGCUAAUGGAUAGUAAUCGAUCUAUCAUCGAAUUUCGUUAGUUGGAUAGAUGUUGUCGAGAUUGUUAUGUCUGUUCUCUCGAUUUACUGAAUAAGACGAAGAAACGAACGAAGGUGAAAAACGGAACAAAGAAAGAAACGUACUAUCAAAGAGGGAACUGAAAUUAAUUGAAUUACAGGAAUGAUUAGUUAACCGAAUUAUAUCGUAUUUCUAUAUAUUCUUAUCGAUAUUUGUUAAUCGAAGAGAACGGUGAAUUAAUAUUAAGGCCUAACUAAAGAUUUAAGUUUGAUAACGAUCCUCUCAAGUGUCGUCGAUUACGAGAUAGAGAUUCGUUGAGAAGAAGGUGGUUCGUAGAUGUACUUAGCGUAAAGAUAACAGCCUUGAAACUUUUCCACGCGGAUCGGAAGACCAAGCCGAGCGAGCUAGGCAAGAUGCUCUAUGCCCGACAGCGUGACUACAGCUAAAAGGUCGUGAUCGAUCGACUUCGAUGGCCUAAAAGAACUUUAAACGUGCAAGGUCAUUAUGCAUAGCGAUAAAACGGGAACGUUAUAAGGCACAGACAAAUUGGUCGGUUCGUUUGACUGCUAAAACCGGCACUGGUCGUGUCACUUGAAAUAACGAACAGCAAACAAACUUUCAAAUCCAUUCCACGAUCUCUGAAAGAGAAUUUAUUAGACAGGACACUGCACUUGUAACAGAUCAGAUGAUGCGAUAACAAAAUAUUCGACGAUUUGCACAAUGUCGUGUCAAGGAUAUUCGAAUGAUCAGGAAUCUAUUGGCAUUGGCGAAAUGUGUCGCGUUGAUAGCGAGAUCUCCUUCGAGUUUUCACACAAUUUCCAUGAGACUUCAAAGGCACCGUCGUGUUUGGCGAAGCAACGAUAACGGAGGACCGUUUUGCCGAGGUCCAGGUCUAUUUCAUUUCGAAAGCCUAAAACAACUCAUCGGACUGAUACGAUCAACGAAAAACCGUAGAAACGUAUCGUUCACUUCCAAAUGGUUCUAAGUAGUGUGCAUUUUAAAACCAUAUCCGCUCAACGAAAAGUGGAGGUCCUUCUCCUAUUAAAAAAGAGCAUUUUUAAUACGUUCAGCUCACCGAAAAACACCGCAAAACUCCGUGUUCAUCGAAUGACGUAGCUCGCUAAAUGAGAUUAUCGAAGCAAACUGUGACCCGAUCGAACGGUCCAAACAUCUGCUACUUGCUCUUCAUGCGAGAGGUGGCUCGAAUUGCGGCCUCGCGAUCGAGCCUACCCCUGACCCCUCUGUAGCUAAGAGACAAAAGCUGCCGUGGCCGAUGCUCGAUGAGUCCUAGUGAAGAUAAAGAUCCUCGAGAACCCUCGAUCGUUUCCCUGGAACGGCUGAAGAAGCUCCGGUUGGCACCUAUUUGAGAGCGGUCGGGUGAUGCGCGGGAGCAGCUCUGAGCUCCUGCUGGAGGCGAGCUGCGUCCAGUGUCAGAGCGAUCAUCACGCCGACCAGCACACCAGCACCAGGCAUCACCAGCAACAUCAGGUGAACGAGAAACACGACUUCCAGGAGCAGGAGCUACGUCGUCGCAAGCUGUUGGAGCUCGGGUUCGGCGCUUCGCGGCGCCGACCGCCACGGCGUACCUGCCGUCAGCGGUUCAAUUUUUACGCAACGUCGGCGUUGGCCUUCGUCGCGACAUCCGGUGGCGCGGCCUUGCUAUUCUUGGUGCCACUUUACGUCGAUCCGGCGAUCAGCACUCUGGCCGCCGAUUUCUCGCCGGACCCGGUCAUCUGCACCACCUCCAGACGGGAGGAGUUGGCCGGAUUGUUCAAUUGUACUUGGAGUUCUUGCCGCGAGGGUUGUACAAGCGACGUUUAUAGAUGUACGCAUAUAUACGUCACCUACACGCCAUGGAGCAACGCGAGCAUGAAAAACGACACCGGGGGUAGAGGCAACUCGACCGGCAUCGCGCACACCUCGACUACUUCCGUGCCGACUCCCGGCGAUGUGGAGGCGGUGCUCCUGGUGAACAUCAAAGGGUGCGGCUAUCCGCCGAUCGUCGACUGCGAGAACUUCACCCGCGAAAUGGGCUACGAAGGCGCGAAAUUCCCCUGCCAUUACAGCCGUGUGAACGGCAGCAUAGUGAUGGCGAACUAUAACCGCGAGGCUCAGGUCACCACCAUCAUACACUUCUUCGCGGCGCCUUUCGUAGUGACUCUCGCGACCAGCGUCGCUCUGUGUGUGAUGCACUGUGACUGCAGGUGCAGCCCACCCCCACGCCAUUCAUCGCGAGGAAUCAGAAGAGGCAGGGGCAACGAUCUCAGCGACCACUCGAUAAGCAAUCGCGUGGAUCGACGGGGUCACCCAACGCACUGCGAGUGCGGCGAAGUGACCAGGCCCUUAUGACGACGUGAGGAAACGGCCGAGAGUGCCCUGGCCACGUCGCAAUCUGACUUUUAGGCCUUGUCCCACUCACUUCCACACGUCCCGCCCUCGGCCGUUUCAACUCUCUCGAAAAUCCUCCCUUUCCAUCUAUCCAACUCAUCACUCCUUGUACGUAACACACCUGAUCCUAUCCUUCCACUAGCAUCCCACAUAACCUAUAUAUACACGUAUACAUGUACAAAACGACACUGUGCAAGCACCGUGUAAGGAGCGGAGCGAGCCAACAGGUAUAGAAAGAGAAAAAGGAAACGAUCUUUCGAAGGUGGAUGAGGAAUUUUUAUUUUUAGUAUUUUUAGUAUAGAGGGUUAAUUUGUGCUAGAGCACACGAUUCUGAAAUAAUAAUUCGAGGUGAUGGUGAUGAUAAUUAAAUAUAAAUUGAACUGAAGGAAGAGAAAUUUUGUAAAAUGUGCACUCGAUGAAGAUUAAUUUUUAAUUCUUUACCUUUGGUUUUCUUUGUUUGAUUUACCUUUGUGUGAAUAGUUUCUAUGCGGAUUUAAUUUAUUGUUUAUUAUUUUGAAAAUUAUUAGACUUCAAUUUUCUUUUUAAUUUUAGAAGUAGUUUUAGGAAGUAUGUCGUUAAUAAUAAUAGGAGUAUUUGUAAGUAAAAAAUGGAAUUUGAUUUUGCGAGAAUGAUAAUUAUUAAAGAUAGAAUAGAGUUCGUCAGUCUUAUCUCAGGAACAAUAUAAAAUAGCUUGAAGGAGUCCUAAAGUGUCUUACUUAAUUUUUACUAAAGGAGAAAUGUUCCUCCUUCACUUCGGAUUUGAACUCAAAAGAAGGAUUGUAUACUGUUCAAAUGGAAUGAAAGAGAAUCGUGGAAUGGUUUUUAGAUACAUUAGUAAUUAAAUAAAGUUCAAAUAGAUUUAUAGUAUAAAUAAAUUAUUGAAUUCUUGUUUGUAAUUUUUCAAUAAUUUACAACAAUUAACAAUUGAAAAGAAAAAAUUAUAUAAUAGAAAAUUUAUCCGCUAUAUAGAAUGCCUUCUACAGAUUUCUUGUUAUUAUUUUAUCUCUAUUUUUAGAUAUGAUAUAUUAGAAUAUAUAUCGAUGUCCAAUCUUCCUUCAAUUUCUCCCUCUAAUGCAGAACUAAAAAAGACAAUAAAGGAAACGUACAGAAAUUUCUGCAUCACUUCAAUAAGUAUUAAAUCAAAACUCGAGAAUAUUGAAUAAUCUAGGAUAAAAAAAUAAAUUUCCAUUUUAGAUAGUUUUCAUUAAAAAAAUAGUUAUUUCGAGUGCCAUUUUACAAAUAUAAUUUGUCGUAUCUUUUGUCGUAUAAAAUUGUAGCGUUGUUGGAAAAUGGAAUAUAAUUUUUUAUUAUUAAUUUUAAUAUUUUAUUAUUUUUUUAUUACUUAAUUAAUAUUUAUUAUUUCAAUUUUUUUGAAUUUCAAUAUAGUAAAACAAUCGAUUAGUAACAUAUUAAUUUAACGUUCAUUAAACGAUCAUGCAAUUAUUUUAUACGUUUAAUCGUACGAAAUGAAAAUUUUUGUUAAUUACCAAAUGAAAUUCAAUACAUGUAUAGUACAUGUGAUGCAUAACAAUGGAUAUGUUUAUCGAAUGAAUGCAACAACAAUGAUGUUAAUAUCUAUUAUUGAUUUUGGAUUUUUCCAGUUAAAAAUUACAUCUUUCUGUAAGUAAUACAGAGAUAUGUGUUUCGAUAAAGAAAGAAUAAUAAACAAUGUAGAUAACGUUUUAUCGAGAAAGGAAAAAUAUUGAAAACAUCGAUGGAUCGUUUCCUCGUAAAGAAAAAAAGAGAAUAAAAUCGACAAAGAUAAAUUAUCCUGAAACUAUUAAGUUAGAAGUUAGAUAAUGUAAAAUGGCGAUAGUUAAAAUGCAUAACUGCCCGGAUAGUCGGACGAAAGAAUAACGAUCAAAAAGUUGAUUGAAAAUUAUCAUAAGAUUUAUUUUUUAUUAGAUCGGGAGAGGCUAUUACCGAGCUACGGUCGAUGUAACUUAAAGGACCAUUUUUAAGAAAGCUAAGAAACUUUUAUCUUUCGCAAAACUUUGUUUUUAAGUCUAUUUUAAAUUUAUAUGAAAUUUUGGAAUUAUGUGAAAUUUCAUCAGAAUAGGAAUCAGAAUUGUGCAUUUGAAAUUUAAAAAUAUAAGUAAACAUAAUUUUAUGUAAUUAUAAAAUUAAAUUCAUUAUUUAAUCUGUUGAUUUUUAAAUUUUAUAUUUUCAUUAAAAGCUUUUCUAUGUAAAAAAUUUGCAUAAGAAAUUCUAAUUGAAAUUUAAUGGAAAAUAUAAUUUUAAUUAAAAGUGCACGUUUCAUUGAAACAAUAAAAAGAAAUGGAAAAGAAAAAUGAUUUGAAGUUAGAAAUUACAUAACAAAUUAUAAAUAUACGAAAUUUAUGAUUAUUUGAAAGAUUCACUAUUUAUGCAACAAAUCUAAUAAUUUGCUUAGGAAAAAGAGAGUAUUACUUGUUUUAAAAAAAUACCUUGAAAUUGCGAACUUACAAGAUAACUUCCGUAAUUUAAUAACUUCGAGUUUCUUGAAACUUUCGAGGAAACGUCGAUAAAAGUAUCAAGGAGUCUUAUCUUAUAUGAGAAAGCAAAAAAAUACACAUUAUCUAUUAACGUUAUCAAAAAAAAAAGAAGGAAGAAAAUAAUUCUUUCAUUCUUUUACAAAGUUUUAUAUCUAGAAAAGAAAAAGAAAAGAAAUUGUUUCACACUUUUAAAUUUAACCAAAUUUUUGAAUUAUAAAUUUUUAAAAUUCUUUUUUAAAAAUAUUGUACUUCCGGUUAUCAUAUAUUAUAAUUCACGCGAUCAUGCAUGCAACUACACAAAAUGUUGCAAAAACAAAAAAAAAAGAAAUGUGCAUCUCAACCUUUUAAGGAUUAUGAUCAUUUGCAUAUUACGAGACUCUCGCCUAUUCGCGUGUGGACUUCUGCCAGAAGCAAGAGAAAUCGGGGAAGUUUGCGGUUCCGGUAGAAAUUGUCGAUACCGCAACUCUCGAUAGAGAGGAAGAAAAAAAGAGAUCGUAGUUUCGUUAUUCAUGGCAAUAUCGAUGAUGGACAGAUGAAUCCGAAUGCAUUUUAAUAGCAGUAAAACGUUUCAUCGUAAUGCGCCAAUUAUAUUAUCAUUUAUAAUAUUGUUCAAUUUCAUUUAUUAUUUUGAAUCCGAAAAUUCGAAAUUCAAAAGGUGAAUGAACAUAAUCGAGUAAUCGAAGAGAUUAUGGAUGAAUAUAUGUUAAUGAUACGUGCACAUAUAAGAAUUGAGCAUAAAGAUGAAAUUAAAUUUAAAAUAUUUAAAGAAAAUUAAAAUAAUACUUGUAAAAAAUUAAAAAAAAAAGUUCUAAUUUAAAUUUUUCAAUUUAUCUAUUUAUUUAUCUAUCGUGUAACUUCAUUUAUUAUCUUUUUCUCCCUCAUUUGUGUCGUCUUUUAUUCCAUUUUUAAACUUUAUAAUUCCUUCAUUUUCUCCCAUCUUUAUCGAAGAUCUUGGCAAUCAGGAAAGUGAUUUCCUGAAUUAUUUCGAAUGAAUAGAAUGAAUAGAAUAAAGCCAAAAAAAAAAAAAAAAAAUAUAUAAAAGAGCAGAAAACGUUCGAGAUAUCAACGAUAAUGAAUAUCGUGUCAAGAUAUCGUUAAAGAGACUUAUGACAGAAUUUUUUUAAAAAAUAUAUUUUUUUUUUUUUAGAUUGCAAGUUUUUCUCGUGCCCGAUUCAAGUGUGAUUUUGAAUAUAUCGUAAUAAUAAGUAAUAAUAAUGAUCAUAAAUUUAUAAAUCUAACAAUAUUGUACAAUAUUCCUAUAUUUCCUACAUUCUUAACAUGUUUUAAAAAUGAAAAAUAAUAUACACAUACAUAUUCAUAGAAUUAAAAUUUAACUAACUGGUAAACAGGAAAGGAAAUUCUUUUUGAGAACAAAAGAUAAGUUGGACGCGCGAAAUGAAAUUUAUUCAUGCGAGACAUUAUUUUUAACAUGUUAACAUAACACGUUCCUGUUCUUGUGCAUCAUUAGUGCCUUAACACGUACCAUUUGUACAAUAUGAAUUAUAUUUCUUUCUUUUCUUGUACAAAGAUUUAUGAAAAAUAUUAAUAUUUAGAAAUUUACUUAAAAAAUCCUUUCUAUUAAAUUUUUAAAAAUUUUCUAAUAUAUUUUAAAUGUUAAAAAUAUUCCUUUGAAAUAUUAAAAAUUCUUCAAUCCAGACCAACUUACGUAUUCAUUUGUUUCCACGACACAAAUUUUUUCACGAAUUCUCGACCAUCUCCACGCCUCGUUUCCCGAAUAUGUAAAUGAAUAGUUUUUUGUGGACAAAAAUUUCCGCACACGUCCAUUGGACGCGCGUGAAUUAAUGCGCGGACGCGUUCAGAAAAUAGCUACGCAGCCGUUCUCGGAUUUUCGUUUUAAACCGCGCACAUAUUAUCGUUGACGCAAAGUCGAAAUUUAAACAGUGGCGUGUCUCGUGUUAAGCGAAGCGCUCUUUCCUCUUCAAGUUUCAAGUUUAAACGGAGCGUGACAAAUUGUUCGUUACGAUAGCAUUUCGAAUUUUGGAUAUCGAAAACUUCAUUAAUCCGCUGAAGGUACACAAAGAUGAAAAUAAAUUAUUAUUUAUUGAAUUUUUAUCCAUAAAUCAUUUGCACAAUCCUGACUCUGAUAAAACGAAUGGCCUGGAAAUUUCACAUAAAUGAAAAAGAUUUUAAAAUGAUAUUUUAAAUUUAUUUUUGUUUUUUAAAUUCGUCAUCGAUUAGUUAAUCUUUUAUAGUCAAGUAUAUUUUUCAUAUGUUCCGCGAAAAAUUUUAGUCAUUCAAAUUCAAUUAAAGUUCUCAAAGAAUUUUAUGAAAAUUCUUAUUGAAGUUCAUAUUGUAUAAUAUAUAAUUAUUCCGAUUAAUGUUUAGAAAAUUUAUCAGCAAAAAUAAAAAUAGAUAUUGGAUUUCUUUUGAAGGGAUUCGAAAAUAAAAUUUUGGCCAUAGGAUCAAGGUAUCAAAAAAUGGGAUAAAAGUUAAUCGAUCGUUGCUAAUAUAGGCUUGACCGAUAGCCAAUUUAUUUUUUUGCUAACGGGAGAUCAUUAUUCCGGGGAAAUACAAAAAUGUAAAAAUGAAGGGAAUUAAAGGCAAUAAUGAAUAUUAAAAAGACCUCAUAUUAUCAUUCUCGAUAUUUUUUGAGUAUCGAAAUUCGACAAUGGAUGAAAUGAAUAUUAAAAAAAAGAAGGAAUGAAAAAGGAAAAUGGUUUCAUUCAUUUCUUCUUUAAGAUAUUUAAAUUCGUUUACUAAAAAUGAUUUUUCAAUAAGAGAAUCGAAUUCGAAUUGAGUUUUUUUUUAAAGUCCAAUAGAAAUUAAUUAAUGAUUUGAAGUAAUUGAUUAUUGCAUUUUAUAUUUUAUUUAUAUUUAAAGCAAACAUAGGAAAGAAAUAAUUUCGCAAUUACAUUUAUGGUUAUAACAAUAAAUCAAUAAAUAUUAUAUAACAUGUUAUUUAAUAUGAAAUUUAAGGAAUUGAAUAUAUCGUACAAUCAUAAUUUAUAAUGGCUUGAUAUUGUUAAAUUGAAAUAUAUCCAAUGUGAUACAAUAUAAAAUGUUUGAUAAAAAUCGAAGUGUCCAUGAUAUUAUUCAAGAACAAUUAAUCAAGAAAAUUUACCUAUACAGAUUUAUUUAAUAUUUAUUUAACUUCCUUUUAAUAUAAAAUUACUGAUUUCAAUUUAUAAUUAUAAAGAAAUCAGAAAUUUACAAACGAAAUAAAUUCUGAAAUAUAACAAUUAAAUCUUUAAAAAAUGUUGCUAUUACAUUCACAGCGAGAUUUACGAAUAAAAAAGAGGAACAAAAAGAUAAUUUCAUCCGACGAUCAUUAUCUUGAGUAUGCCAUUACGAGGUAUGCAGUCGCGUGUAAAGUUUGCUGGUCGACUAGCAGGAUGUAAUUGUUACUAUUACCGCCAUUAUGUAACAUUAACGAAUUAUCCUUAACACGCGACAAUAUAUUAAAUUGGGGCGAUCGUUUCGCCAAAUCUUAGUGGAAUUGGUGUGACUCUAUAUAUACAAAGGAAGGAUAUCGAUUAAUCGGAAAGAUUUAUAAGGAUUUCGAGUAUGAGUUAUGUUACAAUUCAGAUAAAAUAUUUCAUUUUUACUUCAACAAAUUUUUAGGAAUUUGUAAUCGUAAUUAGAAAACAUUUAUAUGUAAUUUUUGUUAUGGAAAAUUAUUUAAAUUUAUUGUAUAUAAAUGAUGGAAAGCAUUUUUUAUCAUUCGUGACAAAAAUGCGAAAAAUUGUGACGAUAAAGAGAUAGUUUUUUAUUUUUUAAAUAUAUAUAUAUAUAUUUGUUUAUAUAAAUAUAUAUAUAUAUAUAUAUUUAUAUUAACAAUUAUUUAAUAAUCUUUGUUGAACAUAUCAACGAAAGUAGUAAUAUUUGUAAUUUAUUAAUUAUUAAUAUGAAAUUUUUGCCGAUGUAAUAGAAAUGAAUGUAAUGAAAUAAAAAAAAGGCUUAAUACUUAUUGAAUUAAAGAAGGUAUCAUAUAUAGCAAUACCAAAAAAUAGAAAAUUAAGUAAAUGUCCAGAAUACAAUUCCAAAUACCGAAGAAGUUUAUUUUAAUGAGAAUCAGAAGCAGGCACGUAAUAUCUUUUAUGAUAUUAGAAAGUAAUAAUGAAAAAGAAACUAUUAUUGUGCCUAUAAAAAAUAAAAUAUUAACGAUUUUUUAAAUUCUCACAAAAUGAUCUAUUUUUUUGUUUGAUAAACGAUUUAAAAUUUCAAUUUUAUUUCUUUAGAAAAAAAAUUCUCUUGUAUCGUAUUAAUUUUUAUAAUGAUUAAUUUUGAUCAGUGUUUAAGUAAAUAUUAAGUAAAUAUUAAAAAAUAUUAUAAAAAAUUAAUUGUUUUCAUUCUUUAGAAUGGAUGUUUCUAAAGUGAAAAAUUAUCGUGAAAAUUUUUCACAUAUGUUUGACAUGAAAAAUGAUGCAUUUCAAAAAUGAAAAAAAAUGAUUAGGUCAAAUACAUUCUUCAGCAAUGCAGGAAGGUUCUAUUUCCUAAGCAAAAGAAUUUUUGACCUAUAUUUUAAAUAAUCUCUUGCCAUAUUCAAGAAAUUCAAAUUUUUAUGAAUAUUAUCCAUCGAUUAAUGUGUCCUCAUUCUAUCGACUUGUGAAAUUUUAUUUCUCAACAAAUUUCAAAUGGAACGAAUCUACAUUGCAUGAUAGAACGAAAGGAAAUUCACUACCAAAAUUUUGCACGAAAAUACAAUUCAAACAAGGAUAAAUAUCAGUUCUUGAAAAUUACUUUGUAGAUGAGGGUUAAAAAUGGAUUAAAUUUACAAUGUGUUCUUUUUGUUCGAAUCAAACGAAUCUGUGGCCAAUACAGUAAUCAAUUCAAAUUUCCGGAACAAUUAAACUUGCUUCGACUGACUUAUUUAAAUAUUGGAAGAAUUUGAAUUAUUAUUUAAAUUAUUUGUUGUAUCAGAUUGUUGAUCAGAUUAGAUUUAAUUUAAUCGCUGAUUCAGUUUUUAAAAGAAAACUUUAUUCUCUUUAAAAUAUAUUAAUAUUAAUAAUUAAAUUUAAAAUGGUCAACAUCUUUAGUUAAUCUUUCUUUGACUAUCAUAUCAAAUAUUUUAUAUAAAAAUUUUUAAUUUGAGAAAUUAAAUUAUAGUGAAGAAAUUAGGAAUUCUAAUUUAAUCUUGAUUUUUUGUUACAAGUGCGAAUAAGAUAUCUCGCAUUUCUUUUUCCUUCUUUUUUAAAUUAAGAUAAAAGAAAGAGGAAGCUUAAUUUCCACAAUAUUGCGAAAAUUGUUUCGAAAUAUUUCCGUAUUUGUUAAUCGUAAUAACUUAGAUUCUCUGUAUUCUCUUUUUCCUUUUCUUCCUUCCUUUCACUGACAUUUAUGCUUGGUAGUUUCGAGCUCGCGUGCUUCUUUCAAUGGCCAGGUUUUUGGAACCACUGAAAUUCGUUCUGGCAUGCAAAUAAUUUGUAUAGCUGUACCCGCUAUACCAAUGAACACGUACCGGUGUAUAAUUCGAAACGAAGGUCUCUCAAAAUCAGCAUUUGUUUCAUUUGAAGUCGGGAAAUGUUCAACGAUGACGUGGCCAUUUCAACACUAACUUUCACAUAAUAAUACAUUCCAUUCUUUUCAUUGAAAUUUAAAUUAAUUCAAAUUUAAAUUCAUUUAAAUUUUCACAUUCUUUUUUUUAAUUAUGAAAUAAAAUAAUUAUUUUUUUCAACGAUUAAUUUAUAAUUUUUCAAAAAUAAAUAAACAUUAUUGAAUAUUGUUUCUGUAAAUUUGAGAAAAUAUGAAAAUAUGUUUAUUUAUUUUUUUAAUAAAAUGGUAUUGGAAAUUGGAUGAUUAAUUUUAGGAAUUUACUUAUGGUCUCAAUUUAUUAAUAGAAUAUUUUUUUUUUGUUGUUUUAUAUUGUUUUUUUUGUGUACUUCAUAUUGCACUGAAAAUAAUACCAAUAAUUUUUAAAAUGAUUCACAUAUAAUCUAUUGAUACAAAAAAUUUUAUUGCUAGUAAUAUUGGCUAUACGUGAUGUUAUAAAUUUUUUUAUAAAUAUUUUGUAAAUUCAAUUUAAUAGAAGGAAAAUUUCAUUUUUUAUUUAUUAUUUUUUUAAAUAAUCAAAUAUUCUGAUGAUUGAUUUAUUUUAAAGACAAUGAAACAUGAAUUAUAAAACAAUUAAUAAAUAUUAUUUAAUUACUUCUUUACGUUAGCAUAAAGAUGAAUGAGUGAUUUUAAUUCAUCAGAGAUUAUUUCUCGUCAUUCAGAAAUUACGUUUAUUUUACUAUUAACACAUAGUUGUGCAUUCAUCAUGCCGAAUGUUAUAAUAUAAUUAUAAUAAUUCUCAAUUUACGUGUUUGCAAUUAGUUAGAUGUAGUAAUGUCGUUUUAUUUUGCUAGUUUGAUACUUAAUGGUGGUCAAUUUCCACGUACGCAUUAUCGUUUAUCAAGUCCAUAACCACAUUACUAUUGAUAACUACAUUGAUCAGUUUUUCGAUUCGAUUGUCUGUACGAUACUCGUUAACGAUGCAAAUUGCCUCUAAUUAUACAAUAUGUCCAUUAUAUCACGAUUAUAUUCGGGGAAAAACAGCAUCGAUUCGUAAUAUACAAGAUGCCCCUAUAAUCGAAUGAAAAUUAAGCACGUAUGACUAGGAAUUUAUAAUUAUUGAAUAUUUGAAGAAGCUUAAGAAUUAAAGGAACAUAUUUUAAGGAUAAAUUUAAUAAAACUAAAUUUAAUAAAAGAUAAUUAUCUUUUAUCUUGAUAUCCUUUUGGAUUAGAAAAAAUUUAUUAUUAUUUAAACUUUGAGAUAAAUCGAUAUUCGAUGAACUAUCGAAACAAUUAAACAACUUUUUUUAGAAAUAUUUUAUGUUAAAAUAGUUUUUUAAAUUAGGAAUUUUCAUUUUUUUUUUUUCUAAUGACAAUUUGAAACCAAACUUUUUUCUUCGAAAAGAAAAAUCGUGUUUGGAAGAAUUAAAUAGACGUUGGCAUAAGAAUUUUUUAAUAUCUGUAAAAAAGCGAUAGUAAAUGGAUGUUCGAAAAAUGUUUUACGGGGAGGAAUAAUGUAGGAACAGGCGCGAAACGGAACUAAUUUUGUGUCCCUCGCAUUCUUUACCGUCGAAACGUAAUGUCGAAAAUCAAUCUUCUCGCAUGGUGUAAGCGUAGAAACAUUGAGCCAAGUUGGACGGUAAUAUAUUUUUCACCGAGACUCAGGCAAUCAACCUUACGGAAUCUGUUUUGCAUGCGACGCAUGAAUCAAACUUCGAUCGUUUUUUUCGUUUAAUUAAAUGCAUUUGAAUAAUCGCGGUUAUAAAGGACAACAUUCAAGUUCACUUUGCAUCGAUCGAGUAAUGUAAUUAACUUGUUCCUCUUUUUUAUUCUUUUAAAGUGAUUUUACAAGUGAUUGGUCGAAGAAAAAAAUUAAUCAUUCUGUUAUUUGAAAUAAAAAUAAAAAGGUAAUAAUUUGAAAUGAUACAUAUUAUUUUAACAUAUUUUAUUAUAUUUAAAAAUAUGUAAUAAUAAGAUUAAAAUCAAAUUAAAAUUAUUCUUUUGUAUAAAUCUUGGACACUUUGGUUAAAGUUAUUUUAUCAAACAAGAUAUUUUUUGAAUAUAUAAUAAAGAAUAGAAUUCAUAGAAAUGUACUUCAUUUGAUGAAAUAUAAAAUUAAAAAAUGAAAUUUAAUAUCUUCGAAAAGAAAUAAUUUUAAAAUAUUAUUUUACAUUAAUAUCUAUUAUUAUUGAAAUGUCAUUUUUGCAUUUCCCUGAUAGACAUAAUGUCUUCCAAAAAAAAAGAAAUCAAAAUACUGUAAUUAUAAUUCAUCCUUAAUUACAAAAAAAUUUGUAAUUAUUAUUUUUCUUCUUAUCUAUUUAUUAUUUCUUACAAUAAUAUUUAUGAUAAUUAUGAGUUUUAUUUUACUGAGACCGUAUUUAAAUAUUUGAUUGCGGAUGUAAAUUUAUAUUUUUAUGAAAGCAGCUAAAUAAAUUGUUUCAUUUUCUAGAUAUUCAAUAUCUCUCUAUUUAUAUUUGUUUAAAUAUAAUAUCCAAUGUUAUAUAUAGUUCUUCAAAAUUACCAACGUUUAUAUCCUAUAAAUUUUCCCUAAAUAUACUAACAUCCGCAGUCCAACGAUCUUAAUUUCAAUAAUGGAAUCACAUUUAAACGCUACUAUCGUUAUCCAAUGCUUUCGUAGCCGAGAGAAUUGCUUCGAGAAUUAACAUUAUGUUUACGAUACUCAUCCUCACGAAGAGGACCUUUUUCAACCCCAUAAGGAUUAAACGUUUCUUUUUCACGAGAUGAAACUCGUAGAGAUUGAAACUAGCUUAAGAAUAAUGUAGAUAACGUUAAAUUCUAAGAUUUCGGGGACACGCAUCGUUCCUUCACGAGUAAUUAACAUCACUCAAUCAAAAAAUACAAAUAAAAAUCGUGAACGAAUGAGGUUUGUUCCCUGUGUUAAUUAAUUAUACAUAUAUGGGCACUGCCAGGCUUGCAACUCUAAUCAAAAGAACAAACCGGCAUGGCCAAUCAAAAGAUUUCGAUGAAAAUUGAGCUGCCUGAUCGUCGACGAUUUUGAACUAUGAAUAAAUAAAAUAAAAAGAAGAAGAAGAAAAAAAAAUGAUUUCGAAGAUAAUUCCAAACAGAAUUUGUCGACGAUUUAUUACGAUUUAUCUAUAAUACGCCGGAGGAAAGCUCUGACCAAGUAUAAUGGAAGACCACUCGCGAAAUAAAAUAAGAAAAAAGGAACAAAAUUAUGGUCACGAGUUUAACGUACCAAAAUCGAAGCAACAGGAGGAAGAGAAAAGAAUUCUUAGGAAUUAAAUCGUUAAAUCGAAAAAGAUAAAAAAAAAGUUAUUCUAGAGAUAUUUAACCGAGUAACGAGCCGAAAUUUCGUUAAGAAUUUUGUACGCUAAUCCCCGACAGCUAAUCCUGUACACCCUCGUAGGGUGUCUUAGAGGAACAGUUCAUUUUAACCGAGAUGUAUUUUCAAAGUUGAUCGAAGAAGAACAAUCUUGAUAUAACGUGACUCUUUUUAAACAUUUGAAAUUAAACAAAAAAGAAAAAAAAAGAUAUAUAUAACAACGUAAUUUAAUCAAUUGUUAUCCAUCAUGUCUAUCAUGGAUGUUCUUCUUAAUUUAUCGAGAUGAUCGAUAGAAAAAUAACGAGAGAAGUUUAAGGAAGUUUGUUCCCGUAAACUACUUACGUAGCUACGUUUUAAAAUAAUCGAACAUACAGACACACACACAUACACACACACACACACAGGAUCGUACUCAUACGCAUACAGAUACACGAGUAUACAGAUACAUGCCAUUGUAAAUUAGGCAAAGCUGUAGCCUAGCAAAAAAAGGAGAAGAAAUGAACGAUGAAGCGGAAGAAGAAAAGGAAAUAGAAGAAAAAAAUAACGAAAAAAUCUUGAAUGGAAAUUUAAAAUAAAAGCGACAUGUUAUCGAGAGUUAAGAGUAUUCUAUAGCCGCCCGAUGUUGGCAUUUAGCUGGUCUAAACCGCAGAGGGUUCGUUUCUACUAAUUAUAUACAUAUACAUAUACAUACAUGAUAUAUAUAUUAUAUUAUAGCGCUGUUGAGUUUUAUCGAUUGCGAGAGAGAGAAACACUUUAUUUCGUGCGAUCGACAUAGAUCGAUAUCGUCGUUAAUCGAUAUUUCUACAGAAAUGUUUGUAAAGAGGAAUCGUAUACGAGGAUGGAAGAUAUGGAAACGCGAAAUUUGGAAUCGAUCGAGCUCUCGCCUAGAGCUAGAACGAUCUGAAUAUCCAUGAAAGUCAAAUCAGAAGCUGGGAUUGAAAUCAAAUGACGGGCGUCAAGAGAGAUCGUCAGAUAUAGGUUUUGCACAUGUGUAUAGGGACAUGUACGAUACAUCAUCCGUUAAUUUAUGAUUUAUCAUUUUACGGGAAACAAUUAAUUUUACGUUUAAUUUAACUUUCUUCUUUAUUAUUAAUGACUCGAGAUGGAAUUUGAAAUUUUAACUCUGAUGUUUGUUGAUUUUAUUAAUAAUACCUCUUCUCCAAUGUAAAUUAGUGAUAAAUAAGUAAAUAUAGAAAAUGCAGAGGAGCAAUUCAAGAAGGAUUCAAAGUUUACUUAAACAAUUACAAAUUUUUCUCAAAAAUAUUCUCUUAGAGAAAGAAUUUUUAUUUUCAUUUAUCUCUUGAAACUGAUCAAUUUGUUAAAAUAUUUCAUAAAUCACAGUUCAAAAGUGCGCAUAGACGAUCUUAAAAAUUUUCUCAAUACUAAAUUUCAUUCAGCAUCCCUUUAAAAUGUUUAUGCAUCCCUUUAAAUAUGAAACGAGAAACUUUAACUUGGACAAACUUAACUUGUUAGGACAUUUCAUACUCCAUCGAACGAUAUAUCACACCAUCCUGUUCCUGUUCGACACAUCGAAUUCUCGAGGCGUUGCGCGCGUAUGCACGGCAGUGCAUCAUUUCAUCGUCGAGUGCAAUCUCUGUUCCGGCGCUGUCUUAUUUCGAGCGCUGCUCCACCGUCCUGACCUUAAUUGUAGAGUAACCCAGAUUACAGAUGCCGAGAGGGAAACGGAGAUAGGGCCGAGUGAGGGGAUAGACGAACGAACAAUCUCAGAAACGAUACGGCCGAGCAGCUUUGUCAUUAAGAGAGCCGGAUCACCGCGCCUUGUUGCGGCUUUUCUAAUUUUCCCGGCUAUUUUACCGCCGGCCGUCUUCGUCUUCACGACACUGUAGCUUCUCGUUCUUUGAACCUGACACUUCUGUGUGCACGAGUCUAGUUUCCUCUUACCGUUGACAUCUAACAAUUUUUACGAUUUCUCGUUGAAUUCUUACAGUGGCUUUCUUCUUCGCGUGCAUUAAAUUUUUUUAUGAUUCUCUAUACUUUGAUGAACGUAGUUUUCGUGUGAAAAUUCCAAUAUUAUUUCCAAUAUAUUUGUUCAAAUUUUGAAAUUGAAAGAGAAUUGACCAUUUAUUUUAUUAUUUAGAAUAAUAACUUAUAGAAUAAUAAUUGAAAAAGCGCGAUAUAUGAAUAAAGAAGAACCAUGAAAGCACGCGGUCAAUAACCAGUUUAAUCAAUUUUUCACCUAGUUUCAUUGCUGCGCGUCCUGUUUCUCGUAAAAUCAAUCAAAAAUCAAAAGCUAGGAUGACGAGUGGCACUUUGGAAAAAUGUAUUGUAAUCGAAACGAAUUUCUUUCUCGAACAUUUUUUUUCUCGAAUCGUAUUUAACUUCUUCAAAAAAUAUCCGUAAUGAUACAAAAUAUUUAUUAUUUUUCUUACAAUAAAUUGUCUAUUCUCAUAUUCUCAAAAUCCAAUUUUCAACCGUAUUCAAUCAAAUCUCGUGACCUCUUUUCAUACUCUUCAACUCAUCAUCAACCCAACUCAUUUUACUCAUUCAAUCCAACCCCUUUUUCAUCCAACUUUUCACCGCAUUAACUCAGCAAAGAAUCAUCAUGGCCAAACAUGAUCCAUAUACAUGUUAAAUCGUUAUGAAAUAUUCCUUGUAUUCGACGCAAUAACGAAACGAAGCAUUCGUUUAUUAGCGUUUGGAAAGAUAUUGUUUUCCGGCCGCAAAUCCGUGUGUUUAUACGAGGCCGAUUCGCGGCUGUGUGCGCGUGCAAUGCGGUUAGAUGGCUCAAUAACGAGCAUUGUGUGAUUCCCGUGACCCGCGUCGCAUCGAUCACAUCGCGCUUCCACCGUUAUCACUCCCUCUCUUUUUCUCUGCAUUGAUAUCAGCCUUAUCGCGAAAAUCUUUAGAUAUUGUUUCUUGACUACUGCCACGAUAGAUUGAUGAUUCUGCGACAGAAUCUUUAAAUAAGUGAAAAUUUGACAAGUGAUCGAAUGAAAGGAGAGUGAAAAUCGAAGCAAAGGAUGAUUUUCGAGGGAUGAUUUUUAUAUAUUAAAAAAAUAACGUGAAAAUGUAAUUAUAUAUUGGAAAUCUGGAUCUUCAAUGAUUUCGAAUAGAUUAUCAAUUACUUUUGAAAUGAUUUAAAUGACAAGAAUAGAGAAAUAAAAAAAGAGAGAAAUUUUAAAGAAUUGGUAAAGAUAGAUUUUUCUGGAGAAGAGGUAUUGGAUUUAUUUAUUUUUUUUUUUAGUCAUUUUUGUAAUUUUAAAAAUUGAUUAAGUAUUAUAAAUAUUUUUAUAAUACGCUUAGCUUAUUCGUAAUGUAAAAUUUUGUAUUCCAUAGAAAAGAAUAUGUUUUAAAACAUGUUGUUUUGUGCAACGACCGGCAUUUCAUUUCAAUUCAAUAGAACGUUCGUUUUCAUGAAAAUAUUUUAAAUAGUAACACAGAUUUAUAAAAUUUAGUUAAAUUUUUUAUUCAAUUAAUUUAUGGAAUUAAUAUAUUGAAUUAGUUUAAAAAUUUAUCUCUAUUUAAAUUUGAUAAAAGCAAAUAAAUAAUUUUAUUAUGAUACAAUAUUUUUAUUUUUUUUUUAUUUGAAAAAUCAAGCGAGAGUUCGAACGAUUUUUCUAUUCGAUGUAAUCGGAAAAAUUACACGUGAUGUAGAACACGUAUACAUGUUGAUGCAACAUAAAAAAAAAAAUAAAAAGAGAGGAAAACUAUAUAUAUAAAAUAUGUAAAGUUAUACAUAUGUACAUGUACGAGAUUCCUGAUUUUGUAAAACCAGCGACACGUGUUACAUAGAACAACAAUAAAGGUGAUCUAUGACGUUUUAUAAAAGGGAACUCGUUCUC